AUGGCACGCAGCACAUCUCGCGACCCGGCAUCAACAUCGCCCACAGCGCACUCGAAACAGCGCUCGCACCCGCGCAAGAGGUCCCACUCACAGGCGCACGCGCAGCCGGACCAUCUGGUGCACUUGGCAGAGGCGGUAGACGAGUCGAAGGUUGUUUCGCCCAGGAUCACGCAGGAGGACAGGCAGAAGGUCAGGGUCGUCGUCGAGAGCCUUGCACCCGCCACCCUCCUCGAACAGCAACUCACGGUGCCCACCGCGCCGAAAACUCUGCAUGACGCGCUCAGCGACACAGUCGACCUUCUUCCCAUCUCCGUCCUGCGGGCCUGUCUGAACGAAUCAUGUACCUCAGCCCUCCUGUCCUCCGCCAUGGCGCUCGACGCAGAUGCCGACACGAACGCCCGACUUUUGAACGAUGUCGACGAGUUCCAGCGGGUUGUUGGGGGCGUCUUGGACGAGCUGGAGAGGAGGUAUGAGGAGAAGGAGGGGAAGGGGAAGGUCAAGAAGGAGGAAGAUGUGGAAGAUGACUCCUUCGCAGCCGACCAACCACCCAGCAAGAUACGCAAGUACAUGCUGCACCGCACCCUCGCGAACGGGAUCGACCUCUUCACUUCCGCCGCGGUUCUUUCCGACGCUGACCUCGAAGCGCUCUCCCGCGUCGACGACACCGACCUGAUCGCCGUCCACCCAACUUCCUCCUCUGCUUCCUCCGCUCCUCCCGCCCCGCCUCUCGGCUCCUCCAACCCUCGCCCUCUACCUUCCAGCACCGAAGUCGCACGAACAACUGCGCCUGCUCAGAGAGUAGGGAUGGCACCUGGAUUGUGGGGCAAAGAGGGGGACGAGUACCGGAGGGUGUUCGAUCCUUUGAACCCGACUCGACGCCCAACGACCCUCCUCUCCUACCCCUCCCCCUUCCUCUCCUCCCUCGCACCAACGCACGACUCCUCAUCCGGUGCGACAGAACCCUACACACGCAGCGCGAGUCGCGCACUAAGCGAGCUCCGUACUCGACGAUGGGAGGAAAAGGCGCUUAGGAUCGAGUCUGUGGUCGAGUUUAGCGAGGAGGAAAAGAGCGUGCUGAGGGAGUUUGGGGUGGAGCGGCCGGAGGAGUUGCUUGGAUCGCUCGAAGGCGGGGAAGGGGAGGAUGUGUGGAGCGUCUUGGAACGGAACGCGGAGAGGAUCGUCAGGUUGGGACGGGCGGGAGUGAGGAGGACGAGGAGGGCGUUGCGGGCGCGGCAAGGCGGGAGUGCGAGCGGGGAGAAACGCAAGACGGUGAAGAGUGAAAAGGAUGUGAAGAAUGUGAAGGAGGAAGAUGAGGAGGAAGAGGGUGCGGAGGCAACGGAGGCGGAAAAGGCGGAAGCCCACACCCUCCUUCAAUCGCUCGUCUCGCUCAUCGCGCGGCUCCCUCUCUCCGCCUCCUCCGAUCGUCCGCGCAUGCUCCCUCCACAAUCUCUCCUCCGCUCACUCACCCCGCUCCUCGCCGCCUGGAGUACGAAAGAAGCGUCGUACGAUGGGACGCUGGAUGUGGGGAACGACAGGGCGGUCAGGCUGGGCGAGCGAGCGGUGGGUGAGGUCGAGAUAAUUGUCUGA
This is a messenger RNA of Rhodotorula toruloides NP11, 1587 nucleotides long. RefSeq lists its product as uncharacterized. Bases 1 to 1587 code for a protein of 528 amino acids. NCBI's taxonomy places the organism in Eukaryota, Fungi, Basidiomycota, Microbotryomycetes, Sporidiobolales, Sporidiobolaceae. The record is from RefSeq and is a predicted model, not a curated record. The transcript is spliced from 8 exons.